CGGCGCUGACGUCAUGGUGUCCGUGUAGCUCAUGGUUUCCACUUAUUUGGGGCAGACUCAAUCCUGCAAGCGAUUUCACCUUCGCUGCAGCGACAAAACAAGCUUAAGCGUCUGAAAGUGAUGGUGUCGGACACUGGCGUCGACCGAUAUGACGCUUUGUGAGGUGAAGCACGUAUUACACACAUUAAUCAAACGGGAAAGCGGGGCUCGAAAAGGUGCGCAAAGCUCCUGUAAACUGCAGGUUUGGAGAAUGAGAGGUGGAAAAAUAUCGGAAAGUCGUAGUUUUGGUGUGAUAUUUAUAAACCGUAUGUCUAGUCAACGACAAAUAAAAUGUGAGAAAGGUUCGGUUUUGGCUGUUAGCGUGGCGCCCUCUUGUGGCGGUUCACAGUAUCAACAUGCGAAAGCCAACAUGGCUCCUUAGUUACCACACGCUCCUGCUUGGAAACGGACUGAUGCCAACAAAAAACUCUUUAGCUUGUUUUCUGUCAGGUUCAGCACAGAAAGUUAAUUAUGGCUCAGGGUGAAAAGCCAAAGCAGCGUGGUGACGAGGAGGCCGUCAAAGAACUGUGCAUUGUCAAUGGACUGUCCUAUGAAAAAAUUGCAGAGGAUGGGAGCACCAUCAGCUCCCUGGAGGUCUUCUUCUCAGGUUAUGCCCGCAUGGUUGGGCUUUCCCUCUUCCCACGGCUCUGCCAGCUCACUCUCGUUGGCCAGAGUAUAAGCCACAUUCAAGGCCUUGAGUGCUGCCCUCUGCUCCAAGAGCUCUGGGUGGUCGAAUGCCAGCUGACAGGAAUAUCUGGACUACAGAAUUGCCCUCAGCUGCAGAAACUGUACCUUUAUGAUAAUCAAAUCAGUGAAAUACAGAAUUUGGAGUUGCAAGUCAACCUGCAAGUGCUUUGGCUCAACAACAACUGCAUAUCUCAUAUUAAGGGGCUGAAUACUCUGAAAAAACUGAAAGAACUCAACCUUGCUGACAACAGCAUCGAAAAAAUAGGACAUGGCCUUGAUGCUAAUGUCAACCUUGAGAAUCUCAAUCUGUCGGGGAACAAAAUCAGCUCCUUUAAGGAGCUGACCCUCCUUGCCCAUUUACCUCACCUGAGAAAACUAGGACUGAGGGAUCCGCAAUCAACGCCAAACCCUGUGUGUCUGCUCUGCAACUAUGCCACACACAUCCUUUACCACAUGCCUGGCCUCCAACGACUUGACAGCUACGAUGUCUCAAGCAAGCAAAUGAAAGAGGCAGCUGAGUGCAUGGUAAUGAAGAAAAUGAUGUACUACAACAUGCGUGUGCACACUGCUCAGAGGAACCUGGCAGAGACCCAGGCCAGUCUGAUGGAGCAGAAAAAUUCUCUGUUACAGUUACCUGAGGAUUGCAUCAGGACACUUAAUUAUGCUCUCAAAAAUCUGGAGUGUGAGCUCUCAGAGGUGCAGGCCAGAUGCAGGAAGUCUGCCCGCACGUGGGAGGAUGGCCCAUCCUCGCUCAGUGAAGGUUCAGUGGACAGCAGCGACAUGUCUGCUGACAUCUGCCAUGAUUCCACCUUAGAGCACAAAAUGCUCAGCAAGAUGGAAGCACUGAGGGAGAGGCUGAAAGUAUGGAACAGGAGGAUAGAGGCGAUAGAUGUGUGGUAUGGGCAGGAAUUGGCCGAAGCCUCAAACAGGAAGGAGUACAUGGUCAACUUUCUGUUGAUAGAGCUGGAGACUGUCGGAAAUAUUCGUUUUGAACAGGGCUCUUCCAAAGACCCCUGGUUCACUCCCUGUCACGACCUCCUGCUGUCUCGCUUCUCUGCCACGGACUGCAAGAGUCACGGCAUCACUGGCAUCAAGAUCACAUGUAUCAUCCGCAUCCACAACCGUGCUUUGAGGCUACGGUUUGAGGACAAGCUUCACUCCCUGAUAACCAGUGAAGAGUCUGCUGGGUUUUCACAGAAUUACAAACGCUGGCUGGAGUACCUGUUCUACGUAGCCGAUCCUAAACGAACCAGUGAUAAGAACGAAACCUUGCACAUUCUGGAGGAGGGGUUUCCAGCAGCAGAAACAUAUAAGGCCUUGGGAAGAGAGAGUGCUGUGCCCUUAUCCAACAGCCUGAAUGUGUGUGAGCAGCCCAGGAUAGAGUAUGCACUGUCUCAGGCCGGCCAAAGCUUGUCCAAUCAACAUGUGGAUAGUCUCCCCUUCAGACACGGUCGGAUCAUUGUGUCAAAAGUAUUCCUGGGCCACAGGUUUUCGGCCCGACUGGGGGAGCCAAUAGACAGCAGUAACUACCCCAAAGCCCACUCUGUGUAUUGCAAUGUGAACUCCAAUGAUAGAGCUACGACAAGUGACGAGAGACGCCACUCCCCCAAAACACACAGUGGUCCUGAGUGCAGCCCCAGACGGAGACAGUGGUUUGUGUUUGACCAUGAGCUUGUCUUGCCUGAGUACAUCAUUGAUUUUGAAUACAUCACCGAGCACCAAGGCCACUCUGCCAUUCCUGACCUCGGCACAAGCAGUGAUGAUGUUCCUUCCAAUGAUAUUAGCCUGGACCAAGAAGCCCUCACCAUGGAGCCUGUGUUGAAACCACAGCCCAAGAUGUUGAGCCUGGAUGAGAAAACUCUGCUCAGAGUGGCCAGAGCCAAUGUGCUCAGUCAGAUAACUGUGUUGAACCUCCACGGCAACAGUCUGAGCAAGCUAAAGGAGAUUUCCUGCCUGACAGCUCUGCGGCAUCUUACCAUCAGCUUCAAUAAGUUCACACGCCUUGAUGACAUCUCACACAUGCACAACCUAGAGUUUGUGGAUGCUAGCUAUAACCUCAUAGUGACCCUAGAUGGGCUGAAGGGACUGGGACGGCUGAAACAGCUGGACUUGAGUUGGAACAAGCUGACCAAAGCUAGAGAGGAGACGGCAGUGCUGAGAAAACACACUCCUGCUCUGCUGAAACUGGAUACCCGACACAACCCCUGGCACAGGCCAGAGGCAGUCAGAAUGACCAUCCUGGGCCGUCUCAUGACCCUCACACACCUGGAUGAUGUGCUUGUGACAGAGGAGGAGGCUGCUGCUGCUGUUCAGAUGGCUGCUGCAUCCAAAAUUAACCAGGCAUCUCUUCUGGCACACUCCCGUACAGUCAGCGAGCGUCCCCGCAGUCUCAGCCUGCUUUCAGCAGCCCAGCUCUUAUGCCAACUUGGUCCAGCACCCUGGGGCCUCAACAGAGAGUUGGAACCAGGCUGGACUGCAGAGAUCACAGCCCUGAACCUGGACAGCCAGAGGAUUUCCAAACUGACCAACCUGGACAAGCUGGUCAACUUACGCUGGGCCUCCUUCAAUGAUAAUGACAUCUCUAAAGUGGAGGGGCUGGACAACUGCCUGCACCUGGAGGAGCUUUCCCUCAACAACAACUGUAUCAGCACAUUGGACGGACUGUCUAAACUACACUGCCUGAUUAAGCUGAGUGUGAAUGGGAACCAGCUGUCUUGUCUGGACGCCUCAGUCCUGGACCAGCUGCCCCACUUGCACUUUCUGUCAGUGGAGAACAACUGUAUCAAGUCCAUGCAUGGGAUCCAGAGGGCUCGUUCCCUCCUUGAGCUCUAUAUUGGCAGCAACCACAUUUCUACCACACGAGACAUUUACCAUUUGAAGGGAUUGACAAACCUCAUUAUUUUGGAUCUUUACGGGAAUCCUUUAGUGGAGAAACUGGAAAACUAUCGGAUAUACGUGGUGUUCCAGCUGCCUUCCCUAAAAGCACUGGAUGGGAUUGCGGUGGAAACAGUUGAGUGUGAGAAUGCAAAGGAUGUGUUUGGAGGGCGACUAACUCCUGACAUGGUGGCAGAGAAGCUUGGCCACUCUAACUAUGCAGAAAUUACCAACCUAAGCCUGCAGUCGUGUUUAAUCAGGAUGGUUGACUUGGCUCCAAUAGACCUAUUUCACAAUCUGCACACUGUGAACUUAGAGCACAACAAUCUAACCUCCUUCUCAGGCCUCAUCUACCUGCCCAACAUCAAGGCUCUUUGUCUGAAUUAUAACCACAUCGAGUCCAUCCUGCCCAGACAGAGAACUGGGGCCCACCUGACUAACAGACAGAUACUAUACAACAAAGUCAACUCCAGUGGCUACGGCCAGCAGAGCCCAUCCAAAGGCAACAGGGAUGCUGGGCCCAUGGACAGCCUGGAGCCGCUGAUGGGCAGCCUGGAGGUGCUGUAUUUGAGUCACAAUGGCAUCUCCAAUAUGGCCAAUCUGCAGCUCAGCAGGCUCACCAAUCUGAAAGCACUCUUCCUUCAAGGUAAUGAGAUCAGCCAGGUGGAGGGCUUGGAGGGGCUGUACCAGCUCAGAGAGCUGGUGCUUGACCGAAACCGCAUCAAGUCCUUUGCAGAGAACUCCUUCAUAGCCCAGAAUGUCCUGAUAGAGCUGCACCUGGCGGAGAACCGCAUCCGAGAGCUCAACCACCUAGAGCCACUCACUGAACUCUGCAAGCUGUUCCUAUGCAUGAACAAGCUGCAGGACAUUGCAGAGCUUGAAAAACUAGAAGUACUUCCCUCACUGACUGAGCUCUCCGUUGUUGGCAAUCCUGUGGCCCGACGUUCCCUUCACAGGCCAUCAGUAGUGCUACAUCUCUCCAGGCUCCAGGUCCUGGAUGGCGCGAUGGUCACCCUAGAGGAGAGGACCAGGGCUGAACUUCUCCUCACAGAUGUAGCGUCAUACUCCCAGUGCCCAGGGGCUUCUGUGCCUACUAUGGAUAUGAACCUACCUGGACUGCUGCCCCCCAUGUCUCGUAACACCACUCUGAGAAGUAUGGGCCUGAGUGGGGGACUACAGAACAUCUUGGUGCGCGAUAUCCUGCCAUGUAAUGUGAACGAGGUCCUACCUCACGAUAUAUCGAGGCACAAGAAGCACAAACAUGGUAGUGCUGCCCGCAGUAGUCAAGCAGAGAUCGGCUCCAGGCACAUCAGAAGGACAGGGAACAGCCUGCCAACCACAAGCCUGCUUCUUGAUGUAAGCAGAGUCAACAGUGCUUACCCCUAUCAGGAACAGGACAACAGAUUUCCAAAUAGUGGUGUUCCCAAACCUCCACCCAUGUAGCAGCUUUGGGAGGAAGGCCUUGGGACUAGCAUGCUGAUGCUGAGUGGCAAUCACCAAGCAAACUUAAGGUGAACACGUGGCGGUUAGCCAUGAAUGUAGCUAUCUAAUUGCCCCGAGAUUUCAUUUUGUCAGGUGGGAUUUUUAUGUCCCUCCACUGUGGUGCAUGGUAUGCAGGACAUUAUGUUUCUGUGAUGUCAUCUGUUUGUAGACCUGUCCUUGAGAACACAAUUGCUCAAUAGUACAUGGCAUAAACGUCAUGUGUGUACACAACAAGUACCCUCUACAGAGCAGUUUUAUGAAUUUGUAUAGUCAUGAGGAAAAAUGAUGGGGCAUGAAGCAACUGAAGUGCCUUUUGCUUUCUGACAUGAAGAUUGAAGACUUCAAGUGGACUUUUGAAAAAUGGCUCAAUGCACAUGUUUAUAAUUAACAUUUGCUGCUUUCCUGAAUUCUGGUUUAAAUUAAAACUACUUUGGAAGAAAAUAAGGCUAUUUGAUGUGGCCAUGUAGUAUGUCCCUUUUAAAUGCGUACAUAAUGACUGUGACUACCAUUUUCUAUCCACAUAUGUGGAUCACUAACCAUGGUAAUCUGAGGAUGAGAGGUUUUGGUGUCAUUUCCACUGCUAUCCCAUCCUUACCCCUAAACAAGAGGGAAAAAAAACACCCACAGAUGCAAGGGCGUGUGAGGCUGGCAUACUGUGUCCAUCGGGUCAAAUGGAUCCCCAACAAGUGGAUAAUCCAGCUUUAGCACACCUCUCUGUGGACAAUAAUCUGCAGUCACUCAGAUAAAGAUCUAAUCUUGAAUGAGGUCCAAAUGGAUUGCAGAGAUUGUCAGUUUCAUCAUGUUAGCCUCUUUUCAAAAAGCCCACCACGAUUUUCCCCCUAAUAGGCAAAUCUCAUGUGUGGUAACUGGAAAUGAACCAGUCAGCUACUCUAUUCGACAGUUUGGAUGAUGUUAGUUCUGCAGAAUAUGACAUUAUAAUCCUUCCUGUCUUGCUGUCAAUCUAAUCUAGUAGUCCUGUGGUUAACACAAAUACCAAUCUGAGCCAUAAUGAUAACUGCCUUAGAGUGCACGAUAUGCCCUACAUUAGGGGAUCUAAAACCUUUUUUUUUAAUUGCAGGACCUCCAAAUUGAUAUUCAUUAGGCUGGAGGUUUCUGUCUGAAAAGAGCCUGACAUUACAUGUACAGAAGAAGCCCUUACCAUACAUUCUCUCACUACACAGACUGCUGUUAGUGGAUGAAAAAUAUUUCCAAUUUUGUUUUAUAUCAUACCAAGUACUCCUAAGAGGGCAAACCAUAUCUUUGGACCUGGUUUUGGUAAAAUAUGACCUUUGUUCUUGCUAUUAAUUGACCAGAGGUAUGCUUUUCUGUUUUAUCCUUUCCUUCAAUGUCAACCUCUGAUUUUGUGCAUCAGUGGUGUGACUUCUGACCACUAGGUGUCCUUAGUACUCCAUUAACUCUCCCAUUAUAACACUACAAAUCAGUCCUUAAUUAAUUCACCUCUUGUUUUUUUAGACUAUGAUCUAUCUAUCAAUCAAUCAAUGAUGUGCAGUUAUGCUGCAGGUCAUAUUUCCAGCGAGUGUAGUCUUGGCUGCAGAUUUUACACAACAGCCUGUCCUAGGCAGCAAAAGUGAAAGGCUCUCCCCUAACGAGCUCCUCUAAUGCAUGUACUUAACUUCACUUAAUUUGUGUUAAUUCCCAGCAUUAAGCUGGGCUAAUGACUGUGCAAGUGGGUGUGCUGUCAUUACCUUACUCUGUCUGACAUCAAAUGGCAGCUGAUGGGCUCACACUGGGGGAAAAAACCUCUUUAAUGCACAGAUUUGGGGGCUCAGUGAGAGUGCUCUAAUGCACUAGGUAUUGCAAAGGAUAAUUACAUACUUUAUAUUUGUGUACAGUAUAUAUGUAUAACUGUUUUCAUGGAAUUACAUUUCCGUGUUUAGUAGGGCUGGAGUGAGUAUACCACUUCAUACAGUAUGUUUCUCCUUGCAUAACUGUCAGUAUUUUUAACAUUAAAAUGACAUUAGCAUAACGAUUGUGAAUAAUUCAUCAGUCUUGAGUGAACCCAGAUGCACCGGGCUGCCAUCUCUCUCUCUCUCCCACUCUCUCUCUCUUUCCCCCCAUGUGAGUCGACCACAUGGUUCAUAGCUGGUUUAAUGGGAUGGAAUGUGACAGGUUAUGUUUUCAUCUGCUUGAUAUGGAGCCUAGCCUGGGAGGGAGGGAGAGAGAGAGGGAGUGGGCGGGAGGGAGAGUGAGUUAGUCUAUACAGCUAUAGUCUGGAUUCAUAAUUAGACAUGUUUGCGCUUGUUGUGAAUCAGUGAGAGAUGAUGCUCUUACCCACAACUGACCCCCCACCUCACCCCCCACCCCCCCUCCUUCCCCAACACACACACACACACACACACACACACACACACACAUACACAUACACACUUAUACAAAAACACAUGCUCUGUAUGGGGCCAUUACUGCUGGUCCACUGACUCCCUACAUUCUGCUGUGUCUGUGCAUUCAGAGCACCAUUAGUCCAAGACUCUGUGAAUAAUUGCUGAAUGGCCCAUGUUUUCACUGCUAUCUACUCAGGUUCCAGUGUUGGGGGUUGAGGUCGUGGGUGAAGUGGCAGGGAUGAGGACAUUGAUUGAUGUUUGAAGCCAGUCAAAAAGAUAACAUAAAGUGUCUUGUACAUUGCUGAUCAAGGUACCAUGUAUAAGUAAUAUAGGAAAAACAACAGGCCACACAUGCAUUACACAUUUAGCAGCUUGCAUUAACUUUAAGAAGUGCUUCAGAUGAGGUUACAAUUACAUCAUUGUCAAUCUCUUGGAAUCGCUUGAAAUUGCUAUUGUGAAAAUGAAAUGGUCUUUUGGGUGCUGAUGGCAACCGAAUGCGGGUCAUCAUCAAAAUGCGAAUGAUUUUGUUUCCAGAGGGUGCAUAUUAUGUCGCAAGUUCAUUUUUCAGCCCCACAAAUAAAUUCUUCAUUCAAAAAUCAA
This is a messenger RNA of Myripristis murdjan (pinecone soldierfish), 8024 nucleotides long. It is a transcript of the gene lrrc9, whose product is annotated as leucine rich repeat containing 9. The record is from RefSeq and is a predicted model, not a curated record. The transcript has 33 exons. The coding region runs from base 511 to 5043 and encodes 1510 amino acids. Lineage: Eukaryota; Metazoa; Chordata; Actinopteri; Holocentriformes; Holocentridae. Gene Ontology annotation, molecular function: protein binding.